AUUGAAUCAAAAUACCUCAGAAGUCAAUAUUAGAAAAAUCUAUAACAUACGAUUCGAUGCAUCUUCAUCUCCUCUUUCCAAAGGUGAAAACCGCACUUUUCUAUGAUGUAUUCAUCAAAAGUUAUUCAAAAAACACUCACUAAAAAGUCAUGUAACCACGACACAUGCGAACAAAAAAGAUCUUAUCGAAACUUUAUUAUUAUUAUAUUAGUUGAAGUAUGAUCAAAUAGCAUAGAAAAAUAGAGCAUUCUUUUCUCUAUCAGACUAUAUACAAAGAAAGUCUCUUAAAGCUUUUUAUAAGGAAUAAACGUGCUACUGCCACUACUUUUGGAUUGCCCUAAGUAGUAUGUGAUCAGGGUAGUAAUUUUGUGUGUGCUUUUAAAGAUUUCGAGCCGAUUUUCUGUUACGGUCAUCGGCAGAACAAUAUUGUCAAACUGACCUUUUUUCAGAACAAAAGGAAAAAGAAAAAUGUUGGUGCCGUUGUAAUUGAUGCUGCAAAUAUACUUGAUACGACUCCACCUUCAACAAUAAAAGCUGAAGAUAAUGAUAAUCAAAGUCAUGGAUCUUCAAGCGAUGACAGUGAUUUAUCAACUGAUGAUGAUUUCGCAAAUGACACAGCUUUACCAGUUAUUAGAAAAAAGAAAAAAAUUGUUAAAGUGACUGUAUCAUCAAAAAAUGAUUUAUUAUUUUCUCAAAAGAAAAUUACGGUUGAUCAAAUUCCAACCUCAGCUAAACAUGUUCUUCAAGUUUUAAAUAAAUGUAAGAAGAUAGUGAAAUACGUGAAAAUGACAGGAAUUAACAAUGAUAUCAAACAAGAAGGUGAUGUUACAUUGCAUCAAUCGUGUAUCGUUCGGUGGUUAUCAAUGUCGAACUUGUUGGAGAGCAUGUUAAAAUCAUUCAAGGCAACAAAACGAUUAUUAUUAGCUCGAAAUAAACAUUCAUUAAUUAAUGAUUUAGAUUUAGCAACAUUAAAACAACUGGUUCUUGUUUUAAAACCAUUAAAGCAUAUCAUGACACUUGUUCAAACAGGAAAUUUGCCAUCUUUACAUAUGGUUUUACUAUGUACUUUAACUUUAAAACGUGCUUUAUCGUCAUAUACAUCAUUAGUUGAUUACGUAUCAAAUGGUUUCGUGAGCGUUUUUUUGAAUUUAAUCGAUGAGCUUUUUAAUCUUGACGUACGUCAUUACUGUGCAACGAUAUGGCACCCAAAAUAUAAGUUAUUAAAACGUUGUACAACAGAUGAACGCUCUCAAUGUCAUAAAUACGUUCGUCAACAAUUAAGAAUUUUACGUGAUGAAGAUAUACCACCAAAACCAUGUGAACCUCCAUCUGAACCACAACAAAAAAAAUUCAAAACAGUUGAUACAUUAUUUACAUGUUUUCAACAUGAUUAUGCACAUGAUAAUCUAAAAGACAAUCGUGUGGAAUGUGACUAUGAGAGUGAUGAAUACGAAUAUGAUACAAAUCAAUUAAACGAAUUAGAUCAAUAUUUAAUUAUGAAAAUUGAUAAAUCAUCAAUAACAAAUAAUUCAUUGGAUUUUUGGCGGUGCCAUACAAAACAAUUUCUCUUAUUAUGUAAAUUAGUCAAACGUAUUUAUUCAAUACCUGCAACAUCAUGUAAUGUAGAAAGAUAA
This is a messenger RNA of Rotaria sp. Silwood2, 1634 nucleotides long. The record is from the annotation of a GenBank genome assembly. NCBI's taxonomy places the organism in Eukaryota, Metazoa, Rotifera, Eurotatoria, Philodinida, Philodinidae.